AUGGUCGACUCAAAUGCAGCAUAUCAACGAAGCAGCAUGUUCUAUUGGAGUCAUCAGAUCGAACUGAACAAUAGAAGAUCUGCGAGCAUUGAGGAUGUAUAUGACCGAUUGGGCGAGAACACUGCCAAAUGUGGUACGGUCGCAGAAUUCCGAGACCAUUUAAGAACUUUGGCAAGUUUGCACAACAGGCUGUACAAUUUCAAUCGAUCGUAUCGUCACCGAGAGAAACGUGCUUUAGUCGAGAGACAGCGGCAAAUGACCAUGCACAAAAUGGCCGAUAGUUUGUUAGGAGACCCAGCAGAAAAGAAUUUGCAAAAACCAUUGUGGGUCUACAAGCAGUCCAGACGAUACCGCAAGCGAGGACGACAGAGAGCCCGUCGCGGGCGGGAGAGGCCCCAAGGUGCGGCUGUAGUUGCAUUUAGCGAUGCCGAUUUGCAUUCAUUGAAAGGCAAUCCGCCAGUUCCCGUCAAGAAAUUCCGACAAGUUCUUCUCUUGUGCUCUGUGUAGAUGAGUAUAAGACGAGUAAAAUUUGUAGCAGUUGUGAUACCGCGACGAUCGAAGUCCGAGACAACAAUCAGCUGCUAGAAAAAAGAAGAAACGAGUGCGAGAAAUUGACAAUAUGUCUUGACGAAAACAACGACAUCAUUGGAUACAGCUCUGACUGUGGAGCGAGACGACCCGGUAAGCAGCAUUAUCCACCGCUUUAACGUACAUAUCUGACAGUGAAGUUUAAGGUCAAGGGUAUUUGAGCAUUGUUUAUCCGGUACGAAUGUGGCCCCAUUAGGUUUCUGAAAACUAUGUUUCCAAGCCCUUGGUAAGGAGGAAC
Messenger RNA from Radiomyces spectabilis, 826 nucleotides. RefSeq lists its product as uncharacterized. The transcript is spliced from 6 exons. The record is from RefSeq and is a predicted model, not a curated record. Bases 1 to 507 code for a protein of 168 amino acids. NCBI's taxonomy places the organism in Eukaryota, Fungi, Mucoromycota, Mucoromycetes, Mucorales, Radiomycetaceae.